Molecule: messenger RNA, 669 nt
Organism: Drepanopeziza brunnea f. sp. 'multigermtubi' MB_m1
Lineage: Eukaryota; Fungi; Ascomycota; Leotiomycetes; Helotiales; Drepanopezizaceae
Biological process (GO): NADH dehydrogenase complex assembly
Source: RefSeq, a predicted model, not a curated record
AUGCUCACCACCCUCGCCGUCCUCCUCCUCACCACCCGCGCCGCCGCGGGCGCAACCCUCGCGUUCUUGCAGCCGUGGAACGCCAACAGCUGGGUCGCCUCGGACGACCGCGUCCGACCCGGCGGCGUCAGCACCUCCACGCUGUCCGUCCUCGCUCCGGGCAGCAGCGCCGCGAACCCCUUCGACGAGCCCAUCAUCCAGUUCUCGGGCACGCUCAACAGCACGGCCCUCGGCGGAGCGGGCUUCGCCUCGCAGCGCACGGUGGACGACUGGCCCGGUGUGGACCUGUCCGCCUACGCGGGCCUGGCCAUCGAGGUCCCCUACUCGGACGGCAAGACGUACACCCUCACCCUCCGGGACGACGUGGUGGCCUCGGACGAGGCGAGCUUCGUCAACUGGGAGUGGAACUUUCAGGUCCCGGCGACGAGCGCUGCGGCGGAGACGGGUGGUGGUAGCGGUAGCGGCUACGCGGAGACGUCGGUCCGGCUCCGGGAUCUGGUGCCGACUUUUCGCGGGAGGGUCCUGAAUGAUACGGAGCCUUUGAACCUGGCGAAUAUUCGGAGGGUGAGCAUCAUGAUCCGCAGUUUCUUUGGCGAGGCUGAACAGGAGGGUGACUACGAGUUGAGGAUUAAAUCGAUCCUUGCAACGACGACGACGCCGACCACAUAG